AUGACACCGGAGUUUGACGAAGAAGUGGUGUUUGAGAAUUCCCCACUCUACCAAUACCUGCAGGACCUGGGGCACACAGAUUUUGAAGUAUGUUCAUCUGUGUCACAGAAGGCAGAGCUGUGUGCAGCAGCAGAAAGCCAAAAGGAGAGAGCUGUGCAUGCUGCCCAGAAACAAGGCACCCUGUCAAAACUAGCUGAGUUCUUCAGAAGCUGGUUUCCUUUUCCCCACUAUAAGAAAAAUGAGGACAUCCUUCACCGCCUGGACGUUGGAUUCCGAGCUGACACGCUCCGUACCAUCCUGCAACAGGAAGUUCUGCUGCAGGAGGAUGUGGAGCUGAUCGAGUUCCUUGACCCCAGCAUCCUGUCUGCAGGGCAGAGUAAGCAACAGGAAAGCAGGCAGCUGCCAACGCUACGCUCCCUAGCAGCUCCUAACAUUUGGGAUGUCUCGCUGCUCCUUGCCUUUGUAAGUGCUCUGCUUAUGCUUCCUUCGUGCUGGAAGGACUCCUGGUGGCUGCCCUGGGGACUGGUCCUGCUGGGCUAUGCAGCCUUUCGCCUGUGGGGCACCUGGAGGACAGCCCAGCUGCAGAUGUGCCUGCGAGGAUACUGUGUGCAGCUGGAGGAGACGGUGGCCAACAGCAGAGCCUUCACCAACCUGGUGCGGAAAGCUCUGCGGCUCAUCCAGGAGACCGAGGUCAUCUCCAGAGGAUUUACCCUGGUCAGUGCUGCUUGCCCAUUCACUAAAGCUGGCCAGCACCCUAGCCAGCACUUGCUUGGCCUGCGCAGAGCUGUCUACAGAGCAGUCUCAGCCAACCUCCGUGCCGCCCGCCUGGCCACACUCUACAUGCUGAAAGCCUACCCUCUGAACUCAGAGAGUGACAAUGUGAGCAGCUACAUCUGUGUAGUCCCUUUCAAGGAGCUGGGCCUGGGGCUGAGUGAAGAGCAGGUGUCUGAAGAGGAGGCACACAACCUGACCGAUGGCUUCAGCCUGCCUGCACUCAAGGUCCUCUUCCAGCUCUGGGUGGGACAGAGCUCCGAGUUCUUCAGGAGGCUGGCGCUGCUCCUGUCGCCAGCCAACGCCUCCCCCAAGCCCCUGGUGUGCCCUGCCCGUCUGCCUCACCACAUCCUGUCCGAUGUGACCCAAGGCCUACCUCACACCCACGCUGCCUGCCUGGAGGAGCUGCGCAGGAGCUACGAGUUCUAUCGCUACUUCGAGACGCAGCACCAGGCCGGCUGCGAGCGGCCAGCCCGGGCGAGGCAGCACUGCCGGCAGCUCAGCAGCCUGCAGACGGCGGUGCGCAGCCUGCAGCUGCACCUGAAGGCGCUGCUCAACGAGGUAAUAAUUCUUGAGGAUGAACUUGAAAAACUUGUUAGCACUAAGGAGAUCCCUGAGCUGACAACAGAAGCCCAUCAAGCUCUGGAGCAGAAAUUGAAGUUUAUUCAGCCUCAUAUCCAGGCAAGCAACAGCUGCUGGGAAGAAGCCAUUUCUCAGCUGGAAAGAAUGAGUGGAAGCAACCCAAAUCAAAAAGGCAAACCUGAAGUUUCCUGUGACAGCCUCCAGCAUCCUGCAGUCCCUUUACCCCAGCCUGCCAUAUAUAUAGAAAACAGAGACCCCAUCCCUGAGGAGCAGGAGCUGGAAGCUUAUGUUGAUUAUUCUGAUUCAGAGAAUGAAUACAGAAGGGAAGAUUUUUACUGCUUCUCCCAGGAAGAGAGAGAGAGGCAAGAACGAGAGAGGCAGGAAUCUAAGAGGGUGUUACAAGAGCUCAAAUCUGUGCUGGGGUUUAAAGCUUCAGAGAUGGAAAGACAGAAAUGGAAGCAGCUGCUCUUCAGUGACCGUGCUGCAGUGAAAUCCUUGUCUCCUGUAGAACCACUGGAGCUACUAAAUAAUUUGGAAUCACAUAUGAAUUCAGAUACAGAAAAGCAGAACUGUAGCCAAAGGUGUGACAGAUCUGAAGAGACAGACUCAGAUCCAAAAGGGAAUGCUGCUCAUAAAAGCAGGACAGAGUAUUUGUCUGAAGACCCUGAGGUGGAGGAAAACAAAAGCAGUGCUGCUGAGGAAGGUGUCUCUGUGGGGGCUGAAGGAGGAAUGUGUUCCCAGCACCAAGGGGAAGGGGAAGAACAGAAGGCAAGCAGCCUGGAUGGAGCAGAGGAUGCAGAGUCCCCCUGGAAGGAGGCAUUGCACUCCAAAAUCAAGCAUAGGCUGGCUCAGCUCCACACAGCCUCAGACCUGACCUUCACAUCAGGCCUGGCUGCACAAGCUGCUGCCAGGUCUUUCACUUUCACUACAAUGCAAGAAGAGACUUUUGGAGAUGAGGAGGAGGAGUGUGAAGAGCAUGUAGAGGACUGUAAGAGUGAAGAGAGAGGCUCUGAAAGUGAAGGCAAAUGCUGA
Molecule: messenger RNA, 2385 nt
Organism: Indicator indicator
Lineage: Eukaryota; Metazoa; Chordata; Aves; Piciformes; Indicatoridae
Gene: VEZT
Product: vezatin, adherens junctions transmembrane protein
Exons: 12
Coding region: 1-2385 (794 amino acids)
Biological process (GO): cell-cell adhesion
Cellular component (GO): plasma membrane
Molecular function (GO): myosin binding
Source: RefSeq, a predicted model, not a curated record